UUGCUAGCAUAAAAGGAGGUCCAAAGCUAAAAAUAAUAAGACCCCGCCAUUCUUCUUCAAAAGCAAUUCACACACACUACUUCACAAACUUGCCCCCAAGUAGUAAUUAACUAUUUGGAUAUCAUGGAUAGCAAAUGGUGUGAGAAAAGCUUGGUUAAUUUGCCAGAAAGUCCAAAAGCGCCCAUGGAAUUCUUGUCAAGAUCAUGGAGUGCCUCUGCUUUGCAAGUUUGCAAGGCCUUAACUUCUUCUUCUCCUUCUCUUCUUCCCAAAGCUAGCAUUGCCAAUUCCUGUGCUAAUAUUACUACUACUACUACUACUACUCACUCCAAUAACACAAACAGUACUAGUAGCAGUGUUAUUACUAUACCUGAGAAUAUCUCUGCUGAGGAAGAAGACUCUGCCAAACUUGCUGGAAAUACCUUCUCUUUUGCUUCAUCUGCUACUUCUCAACUUGUUCUUGAACGCAUUAUGUCUCAAUCUAUGCAUAAUGGGCAGGAGAUAUCACCUUUAACUUCAGGAAGAUUGUCUCAUAGUAGUGGACCUCUCAAUGGUUCUCUAACGGAAGAAACUGAUAGCCCUCCAGUCUCUCCUUCUGAAGAGUUUGAAGAUGUUGUUAAGUACCUGAAAGCGAACAACACUCUGCAACCAUUAUUCACAAACGUGAGAACAAACGGAUACAGUGGAACUACAGGGCUUGCACCAAACACGCCUGGUGGCAAGACAGUAGGGAGAUGGUUAAAGGAACGGAGAGAAAAAAAGAAAGAAGAGAGCAGAGCCCAGAACGCACAACUUCAUGCUAUUGUUUCAGUAGCAGGAGUAGCUGCUUCUGUGGCUGCAAUUGCUGCAGCCACUGCAGCAGCAUCGUCCACGGGCAAAGACGAACAAAUGGCAAAGACGGAUGCAGCUGUUGCUUCGGCAGCAAUGCUGGUAGCUGCACAGUGCGUGGAGGCUGCUGAAGCUAUGGGAGCUGACCGUGAUCAUCUUAUGUCAGCAAUUAGUUCUGCUGUAAAUGUUCGUUCUCAUGGGGAUAUAUCAACUCUUACUGCCGCUGCUGCCACAGCUUUACGAGGAGCUGCGACAUUAAAGGCUAGGGCACUGAAGGAAGUAUGGAACAUAGCUGCAGUAAUUCCAAUAGAAAAGGGAAUUGGUGUAGGCACAGUUCGAAACAACGAUCAAACUCAAACUAAUAGCAAUAAUUACUGCGAGGGACUUGACAUUGAAGAGAACUUUUUGGGUGUUUGUAAUCAGGAACUGUUGGCUCGGGGCCGCGAACUUCUCAAGCGAACGCGUAAUGGUGAUCUUCACUGGAAAAUAGUCUCUGUCUAUGUUCAUCGAAGUGGAGAGGUGAUGCUGAAGAUGAAAAGCAAACAUGUGGGAAAAACUAUCACCAAGAAAAAGAAAAAUGUAGUACUAGAAGUUUACAAGGAUGUACCAGCAUGGCCAGGAAGGCAUUUACUUGAGGAUGGUGAGAAACGCCGAUAUUUUGGACUAAAGACAGAAGUACGAGGUGUGGUUGAGUUCGAAUGCAAAAAUCAAAGAGAAUAUGAGAUAUGGACUCAAGGUGUUUCAAGACUUCUCUCUAUGGUGGCUGAGAGGAAGAAGAGAUUUCAGAACUAAUUAAUUAAAUGCCAAAAAUUCACUUCUUGAAGUGAGUACACGAUCGAUCAGUUUUAAUUAGGUACUAUUACUUACUUACGUACUAGUCAGUGAGAACCAGUGUAUUAAUUAGAUGAAGGUAGAAUGUAUAAAAGUUUUGAUGUGCUUGUGAAAAACAUUCUAAAACUUAUCCAUGUAUUAUAAGUAUUCUCUUUGUUUAGACCUCGAAAAAUAUUGUGAUUC
Messenger RNA from Nicotiana tabacum (common tobacco), 1839 nucleotides. Its product is annotated as VAN3-binding protein. Lineage: Eukaryota; Viridiplantae; Streptophyta; Magnoliopsida; Solanales; Solanaceae. The record is from RefSeq and is a predicted model, not a curated record. Gene Ontology annotation, biological process: leaf vascular tissue pattern formation; phloem or xylem histogenesis; auxin-activated signaling pathway.